Messenger RNA from Solanum verrucosum, 627 nucleotides. RefSeq lists its product as uncharacterized. Lineage: Eukaryota; Viridiplantae; Streptophyta; Magnoliopsida; Solanales; Solanaceae. The record is from RefSeq and is a predicted model, not a curated record.
UGUUCUUUCUUCCUAUAUCCUAUAUAUAAUACAGUAUUUAUUUUGUUCCAUUAUACCUCAAUUAAUUUUUUUUCAUCCGAUCUAUUCCGAUGGCCGGAGUUGCCCUUCUUCAACCACAAGAUGUUCUCAAACAUCAUGUAAGCUAUCGUCAACCUAUGAGAUCUCGACGGAAUUCCACUUCUAACCCUCUACCAAAUCCUAACCCUAACCCUAACCCUAAGAAUAACCGAAGAAAGCGAAGUCCACAAAAAAAUGGAUCUGCUAACUUUUCAACUUGUCCUCCUAGUGCUAAAAAUCUCCAUCUGGUGAUGGGAGAGGUGAAAAUUCUAAAGCGUGGUCAAGUGUUGAAGGAAAACAAGCUUGUCACUGGUGAAGAUCUGGUGUUGUCCACUACAGAUCGGCUGGGUCCAGAGCCGGAUAUGGUGCCUAAGAACAUAACGAUUGCUCAUUUCUAUGCUGGAUCGGGUUUCUCCUCCUCCUCGCCGCCACCGAGCUCUUUGCCUGUGCCGGCUUUCUUCAAGAAGGAAAGUGAACAUAACCUCCACGCUACAAGCGACUUGAGGCGUCUUCUCAGGAUCGAUCUGGCCGACUAGUUGAACAGUUAUGGGAUGUUUCAAUGAUGACGAC